CGGGAAAGGAACCGGGGGUUUCCUGGAGACAAAGGCAAACACGGCGCAGCCACCGCCGGCCCGGAGGGAGCUGCUGACCCCUCUGCCCGGCGGCGACAUGCUACGCAGAAGAGACGUGUCCCCUGCUCCCGGCCCCGGAGACAAGGCGCGGCGGCUGGAGGAGCGGCUCUCCAGCCAGGAGAGGACCACGGCCUUCCUCCUCCACCAGGCCUUCCAAGUCAAGGACGACGUCGUCUCCUACAUCAAGGAGAGCUCUGGUUAUCAGCACAAGGAGACCGCUGCCCGGCAGCUGCUGGAAAACCACGUCCAGACCAUUGCAGGCAUGGUUCAGAAGCUCAGCCAGGACAUAGAGGUUUUGGAGAGGCAAAUAAGAACGAGGGACGGCACCACAGCACAGACUAAUUUUGCUGUUCAAAACCUGGACCAUAAAUACAUCCAGAGUCUUGGGGACCUGCGUGGAAGGGUGGUGAGAUGCGAGGCAAGUAUUGCAAAGCUAUCAGGAGACAUCAGCAUGGUCAGGCAUGAGGUCCAGAAGAUCGAUAAGGAGAUUUACAGCCUCCACGCUACCCUCAAGUGUUCCGUGAGUGGCUUUGAGAAGAUGGUAACGCGGCUAUUAGGCAAGAUAGAGACGUCCAACUCUGAUCAAAGCUCUAAUUUAAAGACAGUCCAGGGAGAUCAACAUCACAAAUUGCAACUUCUGGAUUUCAAGUUGACAAGCAUUCUGAGCGACUUCAAGGACCAGAUGCAGCAUCAGCAGAAGCGGACAGAGGCGCAGCUGACACGCUCUGAAGACCAAGCCCAGCACAGGCUCCAGCUGCUGAAUGCCACGAAGGAGAGGCUGGAAGCGGCAGAAAGGAAGAUAGAGGAAAAGCUUCUGCUUCUGUCACUGAAACUAGAACAAGCAGAGAAACCAGAGAGAUACAAGCACCAGGUGAGAAGUGAUGAAAACAACCUGCACGCAAGAAUCACCAGAUUUGAACGACAGAUCUGGAAGGAGCUUGACGAAAUCCAAAAUGAAUACAGAUCAGGAUUUCAAUCUAUUCAUGAGUCUCUGGAGCUGCUCAAACAAAUACAGAACACAAAGCUGAAGCUGGAAAAGAAGAAGAAUCAGAGAGAGACUCGAAGAUACAAAGCCAGUGACCUCCCUUAAGAAUGAACUCCAAAA
Molecule: messenger RNA, 1165 nt
Organism: Oxyura jamaicensis (ruddy duck)
Lineage: Eukaryota; Metazoa; Chordata; Aves; Anseriformes; Anatidae
Gene: FAM81B
Product: family with sequence similarity 81 member B
Exons: 8
Coding region: 98-1150 (350 amino acids)
Source: RefSeq, a predicted model, not a curated record